UUUUCGAAAUAGAAAACAGAAGGCCAAGACUACGAAAAGCGAGGGAAGCAGUGGAUCAUCAGAAAAAAAUACACAAAAAGAGAAAAUUAUCCCCAAAAUGUCUGGUUUGCAACCAGAAGGUGUACCAGGAGAAAGAGUUGCAUCAAGAUUCAUAGUUACAAACGUGAAUGAAGAUGUAUUGCUGAAAGCUGCCCCAGAAUCACAUAAAAAAGCAAGUUCUGGUCAAGCUCAACAAGAGAAGGAGAAAUUAGUGAAAGACCUAAACAGGGCCAUAAUUGUGAAGAAGAGUGUGGGAAGCAGUGGAUCAACAGGAAAACGUAAGGAAAAAAAGAAACAUAUUCCUAAAAUGUCUGACCAGCAGGCAGGUGUAUUGGAAGCAGAUGAUGUAUCAAAAUUAACCGUCAGAAAACCAGAAGAGACAGAAGAGAAUGUUUUGUUGAAAGCUGGCCCACCAUCACAAAACGAAGCAAGUUCUGAUGAAACUCAACCAGAGAUGGAGAAAUUGUUGAAAAAAACAAACCAAGAAAGUAUCUCUAUAGCUAUAGAAGAGCUACCUGAACAGAAUGUGCUUGUAACUAGUCCAGAAAGUGAUCAAGAUGAUAACACGCAUGCCACAACAAAAUGGAGAAAAAUAAGGAAGCUGAAUAAGUUCAUUCCUAAGAAGAUGGCUACGUACAUCGUUCUUCUCUACAGCUUCAUGACAGGAAUUGCUGUGGGGUUGUCUGUAAUCACCAAUUAUGUAUCCUUAAACAAAGACUUUUGGAUAGAUGUGAUUUACGGCUGUGAGCUGCUAGUAUCCUCUGUCACUGGGUCGUUGCUGUCUACUGUGACCAUGGACAACGUUAAACCUGCCAAGACCAUGACAGUGGCCAGCGUGAUCAGCACCAUUGGUUUGAGUGUGCAAAUGUAUGGUCCUAUGGCAACAUUUCAGCACGUUGGCUUACUGAUUACUGGGUUUGGACUGGGUUUUGGAUCAUUUACAAGCUUCUUCUGGAUAAAAGGAAAGCCUAUCACCAUUAUAUUCUGCAUCAUCAACAUCUUACUGUUCAUGGCAACUGGACUAUUGGCGAGCUACUAUGCAAACUUAGGCUUUUCAAUAUUAUGUUUCUGUGAUGUGAUUCUGACUAUAAUGGUCAAGUGGUAUACCACCGAGUUGAAAAAGGCUCGCAAUGGCCAGCGCCCAACCCACCGUGAAGAUGCUACUGAAGUGUAAUCAAUGCUCUGUUGUGCUGAGUCCAGUUCCAAUUGAAGAGUGAAGAUUUGAACAAAAUAUUACAUAUAAUGUUACUAUGCAAGGUACAAUCUAUAUUUUUGUACUGCCAUAUUUUUAUGUAUUAAAAAAGUGUAAUCC
Bacillus rossius redtenbacheri is the source of this 1351-nucleotide messenger RNA. RefSeq lists its product as uncharacterized. The record is from RefSeq and is a predicted model, not a curated record. Bases 98 to 1213 code for a protein of 371 amino acids. The transcript has 9 exons. NCBI's taxonomy places the organism in Eukaryota, Metazoa, Arthropoda, Insecta, Phasmatodea, Bacillidae.